AACAUGUCGGAAUGGCGAUGUCACGAUAGUCGAUUUGUGUAAAAUUUCGUGUUUUAACCGUAUAAACGGUCAAGCUGGACCCCAAAGCACGGAUCAAUGUUGACUUUAAACCUGUUAAAAAGAUGAAAAAGCGUCGUGAGCUCGACGCAUUGGUUAAUAAUGGUAAAAUAGGCCGGCGAAAACCGACGAAAAAUGGGAAGCAUGAGUUGCUUCGCUCGGAAACAGACUCGUCAGAAGUCGAAUUUCAAGUCCCUGCUCAAAAGUCAGCUGUGAUAAGGAAAACACAAAAGCGAUGUCACAUCUGUGGGACUUGUAUUUCUGUGUGUGCAUUCUCCAUGAUCACACUAUGCCUCAUGGCGUGCGGAGGGUUAAUCUGGCUCCAAGUCGGAUUAAGAAAAGAACUUGAUGAUCUCAGGGUAAAACUUAUUUCAGUUGAGACGGGGAACCAGGAGACACCGGAGGCCCUUCAGAAUGUUCACUCUUCAAUCAAAGAUAUCAACACAAAACUCGCUGGACUCAAAGAAAUUCAAACCAAGGAAGAUGACUUAGGAAAACAGGUGAAAACAUUAAAUGAAGAUGUUGGAAAACUCUCGAAGAGUGUGUCAGAGGCCUCAAAAAUUACAAACUUACCUGAUCAAGUUCAGCAGAUUAAGCAGAAUCUUGCCACCAUGGGCAGCUCGGUCAGCACGUUACAGGACCAAGUCAAGACAUUCAACUCAUUUAAAGACAAGUAUGAUAAGGACCAUGAUGAUAUGAAGCAAGCUAUAGACAAAAUGGCGGUCCAGAUGACCGCUUUACGCUCCAAGACUGCAAAUUUCUCAUCAAGUUCUUCACCUUCAUCUGAUAAUGCAGAUAUAACUGAAAUCAGCACGCGGCUGUCCACCUUAGCAAAUGCUUUCAAGGAAAAGAUGUCUUCAGUUGAAUCAGCUUUACAACUAGUGCAAUUAACAACAAUGAGCUUAAGCAACAGAACUGCUACUCUUGAAAAGAAAGUGAAUUCAAGAGGAGAUUCAACUGAUAAAAAUACUCCAACCAUGCCGCCUAAUGUCCAGCUGGAUUUAGAUGAAAUAGCUCUACAGGUUGCAGAAAAAGUGAAAUCCAAUUUAACUGCUUCUGGAGAUGUUGGGACGAAUACUUUAGUGGACCACAUUGUGCUUGAACUGGGUAACAUAUCUAAUAGGAUACAUGCGUUGGAAGGCAAAUUUAGUCAAUCAAAGCAGUCUGCUUUAACUGAAAGUCCGAUGAGCAACGACAACAACCAAACCUCUUCAAACAUUAUGAAUACGAAAUCAACUUUGUUGCUUCUUCAGCAGCAGUUGAAGGAAUUGAAUGAGAGCAAGACAGAUAAGGGGCCUGCAGUGACAGAUUCCAGUGGUGGUGUGUCCGAGGGUACGGUACGCGAUCUGAUCUCAACAGCUAUUGCUGCCUACAUGAAGCAGGACAAAGAGCAAGAUAAGGAAUACGAAAUGGGUAUUGAGCGGUUGAACAUUACUGUUGAUUCAAUGAAACAACAGCUCAAAGCCCAGGCAGACCUGUCUUUGUCUUUGUCUACAACCCAGAGAGAGUUUAGCAAAAGGAUAUACCAGUUGGAGCACAAGGCUGCAGCUAAUGCUGAAAAGGAAGACAGUGAAAUGCCUCACAGGCCUCUCCAUCUUACUGGAAUUGACAGCAAUGCAGACUUGCGGAGUUAUUACUACAUCUGGGAUGGAGAUGAUGAUGGCAAAGUGAGUUACAAUGAGUUGAGGUCCCAGAUGGGCGUGCACAUGCCCCCGGAGGAGAGGAUGAAGCAUUAUGAUUACAAUGGCGAUGGCGGCUACAGUGAAUAUGAAUUGGCAUCGGCGAUGGGAUUUGAAACAUAUACUACCCCUUCACCACUUGAUGCAAAUGCUACAACAAGUGGGCCUGAGUUUCUGCACAUCCCUUCAAUUCACACGAAAGAGGAUUUAAAAACUAAUUUCUACCGUUGGGACCGCGAUGGCGAUAGCUUCGUGCGCUAUGAUGAUCUGCCGAUGUUCCUUGGGUCCGACAUGCCACGAAAGCAUCUGUUCAGGCCCUGGGACACAGAUGGAGACAACCAGUACAGCUUGCAGGAAUUGAUUGUGGCAUUUGGAUUCCCACCAGACACAACCAUUGCUCCGGCAACGCGAGGGCCAACAACUGCUGCACCUACAGUCCUACCCACGACUCCACCGCUGGUAAAGAUGGAAGUUAGUGGAAUAGAUUCAGAGAGUACUUUGGAAGCAAUGUUCACAUACUGGGAUAAGAACAGGGAUGGCUUUGCGAGUUUGGACGAGCUGCAUGAAGCAUUAGGGAAAACUAUACCAAGUCCCAGUUACCUUACUCCUUAUGAUGACGAUGGAGAUGGUUUGUUCACACAACGCAACCUGAAAAUGGCAUUUGGGUUCAUUCCGGUGACAGAUGACAUCGCUCAUGGACGUACCCAGGUGCCAUCCUCACAACUGACCAAGAAGACUACAACAAAGAGAAGUGUCCGAUCCAAGCUGUCUGCUCUCAGGAAAGCACUGGAACAAAGAUUACAGGAUCAUUCCCGCAAAUGAUGUAAAUGUCGAUGAGAUUUGACCGAUUCUAAUACUGGCCAAUGAUAGUUCAGGAGAUGAUUUGAAAUGUUAUUUAUUUCCCAAUCAUGCAUAAUAAUAUUCUGGUGGUUUUUACCAGAGUUCAUGAGAGGAUUGUACCGGUCACGAUUAUGGGAUGGAUCAUCUGCUAGAUCAAAGCAAAAUGAGUGCCAAUUGAUUGAGAAACAGAUAGUCUUUCAACAAAAAUGCGAUUUAUUUCGAUAGUAUGAGCUCAUCUUGCUUUAAGCCUGAUCUUCCUGUGGAAGCAUAGUAGCCAUCGUUGUUACUCUGUACUGAAUACCAUCAGAGGGAGGCCGUCAGGAUCCAAUAAACAUGAUGAGAAUUUUUACCAGGUUUGUUUUGAUUCAUUGGUAAAAAAAUUUGGAUCUUUUCAAGUCAUUUCUUGCAUUAUUGCCAUUGGUUUUGCUGAAGUAUUGGUUAUCUUUUGCAACGAACAAAAAUCUAUUGUCAAGACAUACUUAAUUUAUGAUAACACAUUCUGAUCAUCGCUCCUUUUUUGGUGCACCGCUUUAGAAUUCAUGAAUUUAGAAUUCUAAGGUUUCAUAUCGUUCUUGUAGUGAUAGCAAAAAGUGAUAGAUGGUGCCACUGUAUGCUCCGGGCAACCUCAAGUUGAUCCAAACUACCAAGGGAUGAUAUCAGCAGAGGAAUACGAACAGUUGACAGUUCCAUUCGCAGCCACAUUAGCUCAGUCUCCUGGCCCACUAUAGUCCAUUCAUAAAUGUUAUGUCCGCAUCAAUUGGGGCUCUGGAGGCGAACUACUGGUCGAUUUUCUUUGAAGUUGGUUUUUUAUUGAUCAUUGCCUCAAAACCAAGCAGGAUUUUAGGGGUUCGGCAUUCUAGAGGCAUAAAUUAAAAAAAAUUCUUCACCGAAGUCCAAAUGGUUAUGAGAAGAUGACCAAAAAAAAAACCCUGACCAUUUUAUCCAGAUCGGUUGAGAAAUAAACCGUACAGAGCGGAAAAUGUCCAAAUUCAAAGCACUACGUCAAUGUACAAAAAUGCAUACAAAAAGAUUUAUUUUCUUUCCAUGGUUACGAAAAUGUGAAGAUCCUGUUUGGUUUCGAGGUGAAGACCAAUAAAAACCAAACUUGAAAGAAAUUCGACCAGUAGUUCGCCUCCAGAGCCCCAAAUGAUGCGGACAUAAUAUUUGUGAAUGGGCUAUGACCAGGUUCUUUUGUUUUUUGCAGUCUUUCUUGAUUCCUUACACGUUUGUGUUAUGUAAAAUUCAUAGUAUUGGUGAUUUUGACCUCACAUUGUCAUUGGUAAAAUAUAUUCCAUGGAAAAUGUAGCUUAGAGUCAUAAACUCCUUACCUUGGAUGUUAAAAAGAUGAAUUUUGUUGACAUUUUCAACACUUGUAAACAAGAGAAAUGUUACAGAAUUCUUGGUAUGAUUGCAGUUGAGUCUGCAUAAAAUCAAAGGCAUUAGUCGCUAGUCAUGUGGGCGCUUAGUUCUUGUAAACUAUCUUGGCUGGUGUCGGCAUUUUGGAUCAACUUUGGGUGGUCCGGAGUAUUGUCUUUCCAGUUCUGACUUCUUGUAGGUAAAUGUACUUCAAAUUGUGUGUCAGACGAUAAUCAUGACAAAACUGAAGCAAUGCACACACACAUACACAUAGUAUAAAGAGUAGGACUGCACUUUACACUUUGACGCAUUCCUAAGAUCACAGUGUGUGUCAGUACGUCACCACUAUGUAUGAUCCUAUAGUCAACGUUGGCACCAUGAUAGUUGGAAUCAGAAUAAUUUGUUGUUUUUCCACUGCAAUGCCAAUUCCUGCAAAGCAAUUCCACACAUUUUAUUCAGUCAAUGAAUAGAUGCUAGCUUGACGUUGACUUUUUGAGUGGUUGAGUUAACACUAUUGGCCCCGGUGGUCUUAUUCAUAUAUAGUCUUGUAUGGGGUAGCAUUUCCAUCAUUUCUGCAUCCGAAUCCAUCUAUAAGAUGAUUACAUUUGAAAAUAUGAGCCAAGUUUGUAAUCUUAAAGGGAAAAUAUAGGCAGCAGCUAGGCAGGCAAGAUACAGUUACACAGAGUCGCCAAUAGGGGUCUCUCAUAUCUCACAGUACGUCGAAAUAAUUCACUCUUGUACGAGGAAUGUAUUUAUUGCUGACUCUGACAUGACCAAGGGCCCUUACUGUGUAUACUAGUCAGCUGAAGAUGGCCAUAUUAGCCCCUCUGCUCCUGCCUAUAGUCCCCAUUUAAGACAUGUAUUAGAGGAACUGGUUAGCUGUGGUACAGGCUGGCAGUUCAGUUUUGAUGUGGUGGUCAUGUAUUUAAUGUACAAGUGAAGUUUCCCGUCCAGUGACCAUAGGGUAGUGUGUCAUUAUCAAUCAUGUUAAUAUAUUGUGUAGAGGCUAUUAAGCCGGUUUCGGAGAGUGUGUUUCACAUUGCGCCUCUCACACAUAGAUACAUGCAGGCCUAUUGUACCAGGCACCUCUCACCUGGCUUAAUAGCGUCGACACGAUAUUUUGUACUUUUGAUGUUAGUUUCUCUUCUCAAAUUUGUCUGUAUUCAACAGUAUUCAAGCUCUAGUAUUCCUUGUGUAAAAAAUAUCUUCGACAUAACAUAAUGCAUUUGUGCUUAUUCGUGUCUACAUAUAUGUAUGUGGGAGUAAUGGCAAAGAUAAAUUUAGUUUUGUCUUAAUAUUCACAGGAGUGUUCCAAGGUAAUGCCAGGAAUGUCAUGUUGAUAAUUGAAGCAAUGAGAACUAAAACCUCACUUUGACACAUUAUUGGUGAAUUUCAGUUAAGACCAUUCCCUCCCUGAUCAAGUUUUAGCAUUCAAUCAUAGUGAUCUCCAAGAUGUGUUCGAUAAUCCACACAAGUGCAGUGCAAGUAACAGCGCUGAUGGCAAAAAAGCCGUUUGCCUGAAUCGGAUGUUUUUUUGAAAAUUUUUAAUGCUAAUGAUAUCGGUUUGUGUGGUUUGCAACAAAUUGUAAGGUCGAUAACCCUCAAAAUUUGGUACAAUCCUCGAAAAAAGCAAUCAUUGAGCUUAGAAUCCCACAAAUCCAGAUUUUGCUUUGUCCAUUAUAUCUUUGGAGGGUUAUAAUAGUUUGGAGUUCUCUCUAGAGCAGGAAAGAUCAAGUUCACAUUGUGUAUUAUAUUGAAGCAUUGCAGCUGUAAAAUUAUUCAGCAUUCAACUGUAUUUUUAUUUUUUCCUGAUUUUCUCAAAACGAUCCAAGUUGGACUUGUGGGGUUUUAGUACUCAGUGCUUCAAUUAUAGUGCCCCAUUAUUACAGAGACGCUGUUUUGAUACACUAUAGGAUAUAGAUGCAUGCCUUGAUUGGCUUCUACAUGUACACUGUAUCCAGAAACUCUGUAGUGCUGCCCCGGCAUGAAUGAAGUCGGGACUCUUCUCCUUUAAUGUACAAAUAUCUUUCUUCUUCAAGUGAUCAGUUAUGAUAAAACUUAUACAUGUUUGAAAGUAUCCGAUUAUUCUAGUGUCUUAUUAUUCCCUGUUAGCAUUACAUAUCUCAUAUGUAUCCUCCCUUGACAAAAAAGCCUGGUCAGCCUUUAUUUGGCCUGGAGAAUAGGCUACAAUUUAGCAGUUGAUGCUGUGUAACUUGGCCUCCUUGGCAGGGGCAGUCAAAAAGCCAUGAGUGUUUCUGAUAUUUUCCAUACUGAUUUCCUUACAAAUACUCUUGUGGUUAGAUUUUGCCACAGUGUUUCAUUAGGGCAUAUCGCUGUCCUAUUGAUAAAAACAUGCAGUAGAACCUCCUUUUAUAGCAGACGCCUCUCUAUUAAGGACACUAGUUUUUGUCCCAAAUUGGUUGUUUCCAUUCCAUUUGACCUCUAUAAUCCGGACACCUCUCUAUUAAGGACAGCACUAGUCAAUCCCGAGGGUAUCCUUAAUAGAGAGGUUAUACUGUACAUGUCUUUUAGAAGACUGUGAUAGUUACAUUCGCAUUUCAUUUGUUUGUCCGUUUGCUGUGUGCGAUUAGGAAGUUUCUGAUAAUUGACAUCAUGACUAUAUUACAUGUAAUGAGGAACCUGCACAACAAAACCUGCCAAUAGGAGGCCCUGCAUGCAAAUGGACCAUGGUUGUAAUGAGAAAGCCAUUUCCCAGGUCAAUGAUUAUUGAAUAUUUCAUCCCUAAAUUUAUACUCCACAUGGGUAAAUAGCACUAAAAAUGUUGUUUUAUUGGUCCUUAAUUCUAUUUUGAUGAGUUUUAGGGAGAAAAUCAAAAAAAUUUUAGUAGAAAAUGCACUGGAAGUGUACCUUUUAGUACUAGUGCUGCGAUCUGGAUUUUUAUUAGCUCACCUCUUAGCAGAGGUGAGCUUAUCCCAUACCGUGGCGUCCGUCGUCCGUCGUCGUCGUCGUCGUCGUCGUCGUCGUCCGUCGUCCGUUAGCAGGGCACGUUUCGUAACUGUUAGAGCUAUUGAGUUGAAACUUGGUACACAUGUACCCUUAUGUAAUGACACCUUGGAGACCAAGUUUCGGUCCGAUUCGUUUCAUGGUUUGGCCACCAGGGGGCCAAACGUUAAAAGUGAAAAUAUGCAAUAUCUCCCUUAAUAGUAGUCGGGGAAUUUUGAAAAAAAUAUGGUAGGUACUUCUAGCAAAGGUGCAUCAUAUAUCCUCCGGGUUUUUGAUUUGACCUCCUUUUCAAGGUCACAGAGGUCAAAUGGUGUAAAUUGGCCGUUAGGAUGUAACGAUGGCACGUUUCUAAACUGCAAUGACUAUUGAUACCAAAUUUGGUACACAUUUACCCCUUAGUCAGGUGAUCUCAGGGACCGAAGUUUGGUCCAAUAUGAUUCACCACUUGACCACCAGGGGGCAAAAUCCAAAAACCUUAAAAAUGUGAUUAUUCCUUAACUUCUUGCCCGAUUGCCACCAAUUUGAUAUCAUGGGUACAUCUAACCACCAUACAGUAUAUGUCACACAGGUUUUUAAUUUGACCUUCUUGUCAAGGUCACAGAGGUCAAAUAGCGUAAAUUCGCCCUCAGGCCGUAACUAUGGCACGUUUCUUAACUGCAAUGACUAUUGAUCACAAAUUAAGUACACAUGUACCCCUUGGUCAGGUGAUCUCAGGUACUGAAGUUUGGUGCGAUCUGAUUUGCCGUUUGGCCUCCAGGGAGGGGGCCAAAUCCUAAAUUCUUCAAAAUGCCAUUAUUCCUAGUAAUGACUUGCCCGAUUGGCACCAAUUUUAUAUCAUAGGUACAUCUAAUUCUAACAACCAUUCAAUGUGUCACCCGGGUCUUCUUUGAUUUGACCUACUUUUCAAGGUCACAGAGGUCGAAUGUACUGUAAAUUGGCCAUUUUGGGGAAAUUGUAAUUGCUUGGACCUACAUCAAACCUAACACUACAUGACACAAUACCAUGCUCUUUAUCCGUCUUUCCUCCACAUGAGGUGAGCACAAUGGCCCUGGCCAUUUCAUUUCUGCAGGUUCCUCAUUAGAUUAGGCACUCAUAAUGCUAAUAACUUAUUGAGAUCAUCAAAAGCAUGUGAGUCAGAGGGUGGAGUUGGACAAUAAGUAUGUUGCAUAUAAAUAUAGCACUAUGAAAAUGGCGAUAAAAAAUAUUGUACUGCCACACAACGUGAAGGCUGUGAAGAAUAGGAGUCAAAGGAAUCAUUUUUCUUAUGUUCAAACAUAAUCAGAUACCUAUCUGGAGAUUUUGGAGCGAGCGUACUUAACUUUUGACCCGCUCCCAAAAAUUGACGUGGGCGCUGAUGACAAUCAAGUUAUUAACUUUAUGGAGCCUUAUUUGCAUAUCAUCCAUGUUGCUUUCUCCACUUGACCUUUGGCAUUCUGUUUAUAACCCAGUAACAUGCAGGCUACACUGCAAAAACCAGCAUAUCCAGGGUACUUAAGAACUAUAUUUUGAUAAAAUCUUGUUCAACAUACACAUUUACAAUGAAGAUGAUACGGAAAUGUUACUCAUCAAUUUGUCUCUAUACUCCAUGCUGAUGCUAAAAAUCUUUUCUGGUGCAAUCAGAAAAGGCGUUUUUAAUGGAAAACCCUUGAAUGCUGAAACAAUGUGCAACGAAAAACUGAAGUUCACUAAAACAGAUUUGCUUUUAUGUCAGUCUGACACGUGUAUGUACUUUGUCGUGUGGCCAUUGUACAUUUUUGCCUCGUUCUCUAGGAUGGUGGCUGAAUUCUGCCUUCAGUUCAACUGAGAAAAGCUAGCUUGUAUAGUAUAUGUGUAUGAUAUCACCCCGCCCACCGAUUAAUAUGAUUGGUUGCAUCAGGAAAUCAUAAAGACUAAGAAUUUGGAACUUCAGAAAUUAAAAAAAACUCAUCAAAAGGGUAGGUAAAAGCUUCCUGAACUCGGAUGAUAAAUGUUGUUGAUUCAUUGUAUUAAAAGAUAUCACCAAGACAAAUGAAAUGAUACCUUAUUCAGCUCUGAACUCUUAAAGAUGAAGGAGAUACAGAGCAGUUUGUCCAAGAGACAAAACUGAUUAUUUUAUUUUCCAUGAUAUGGCAUGAUGGGGGGCAUUCUUUGUAUAAGGGGUUUCAGAACCUCAUUAAAAUACCAUUUCCUUAUGAGCCUAAUAAUAGCUACUAAACACUAUUUGAGGCAUGUAUUUUGUGACAAAAAUCAAGCAACAACCAGCAAAUAGUAGUGAUAGCACUUGAAUAGAAGACGAAUUAUCUUGCAAAAGUCCCCUAUUGUCAAAAUUUGGAACCUAGUUAAUAUGCUGUAGUAUUGGUUCCAAAUUCUUAGUCUUUAUUUAUUCUUGGUUGCAUACAUGUAUGUGAUAAACACAAGAGAUUAGAAGUAAUCCUACUCUUGUUACUACUUGGAAUAAUAUCGGCUGUUUGCAACCAAUAUUGAUACGAACCAGCGAUGCUGAUUUUAUUUUAUUUUUUCUCAUGGUUUGCCCUUUUUUGAUCGUCUAUCAAGAAUUCUCUCAUCGUUGUCCAUGUUCACAUGAUGUUAAUGACGACAUGUGUGACCCACCACGGCAAAUUGAGUCACGUGUCGCACAGAAGAUGAGCCUAAAAUGACACCAGGACAUAAUAGAAGAAAUUGACGUACUCAGAUUCCACAAAAGGCAGACAAUAGUGAAAUGAACAACCAGUCCAUCUCAACCUGUCAAGCUCGGAGCGAUAUGCGACUCAUUUUGCCAUGGCGGGUCAUAUAUAGAAAUGCACCACAUCAAAGAGUUGAUUCCCCAUGGACAUCCUCAUACAAAUGGACAAUAUCACACUGUGGAUGGUCAUUUCCCUAUAGCUGCAGAUAAUGUGCAUAGCACGUCAUUCCACAUGUCUCAUCAGGUGCCAGCAUUGUGCAUCCCACGUCAUGCCCUAGCAUAAUUAUCCUUCAUGCUGAUGCCAUAUUGCAAAAUCUCUAGCAACGUUUACAACUUGACACCAAGGUGACGAUGUCAGAAUGUCAUUGCGUGACAGUGUCAGUUUUGACAGAUGGUUGCUGCGCCAGUCCUUAUAUCAUCUCCUCGGAAUCAUGUCACAAUUUGACGUCCAUGAAGAAUUUUUGAGUUCACAUGAUUCUGUAGUUAUUGUAAAUAGGUGUUUUUGAGUAAUUUGCUUUUAUGUUUCACACAGAUUUUCAUGGUCUUUUUGUUGAUUGCUGGUCUCCUAUUAUUUUGUAAAAAGGAAAUCAACCAAACAGCGCAUUCUCCAAUCGAAAAUUUUCAUUCUUGCCCAUGGUGGGUAAAGAUAUUGAUUUGCCUUGAUAAAUACAUGUUUACCUGGAGAGGAAAUGACAAUACAAAAGACGAAAGGCUAGUUCAUUUUGAGUGUGGCGCAAGGCCAGCAUUUCUUCUUUUUAAAAUUUCUUUACACAUGUACCCCUACAGCACUGUAACAGGAGGGCCUUUUCUAUUCUGUUGCAAAGGUUUUUCGAUGCCUUUUUCGAUGCCUUACCCUGUCCUCAAGUCAAAAUCAUUUACUGAAUGUGAAUUCUUCCCCUUCCUGGUAUGCUGGGGACAAACAAAACAGUUUAGCAACCCUGAGUGUCCAAAGUCCUAGUUUAGCGCAAUUUCUCAUGGUUAAGAUUAGGGCAUCUUACAAUGUAGCAAAGGCAUUCAAUUGACUACACAGAUGAGGGCCUAUUAUCACACACUAGGGCCUAUUAUCGGUUUAUUUUGAAAUUACCAAGGAUGCUAGUCACCAUCCCUCUCUGCGUUUGGAAAUAAUUUUUGCAAGUAUACUCAAUAUUUUGACAAUGAAUUAUCAUGAGGUACAUACUUAAAUUCAGAAAAAACCCUAUUGGUUUCUGAUCGAAAUUUCCUUAAAAUAAUUUUGUAUUUGCAAUAAUAUCAUGAACAAAUUUCAUGUUUAUUUCAUCCACCGGAUUUUAUGUGUAUGUAUGUAUGAAUCUGUUGAUUUUAAAAUAAUGAUAAUGAUAUACGGUAGUGAAUAAAACUGCUAUAUUUUCUGAA
Lineus longissimus is the source of this 10929-nucleotide messenger RNA. Its product is annotated as EF-hand calcium-binding domain-containing protein 14-like. Gene Ontology annotation, molecular function: calcium ion binding. Lineage: Eukaryota; Metazoa; Nemertea; Pilidiophora; Heteronemertea; Lineidae. The record is from RefSeq and is a predicted model, not a curated record. The transcript has 18 exons. The coding region runs from base 123 to 2558 and encodes 811 amino acids.